UACCGACGAUCGAGUUAAUAAAAAAGCAAGAUUACAUCAUGUAUCCGAACGAUCUUAACCUUUUCAACGAAACCUUUAUCGAUCCUUUAUUACCAAAAAUCAAUGGAUUUUAUUCAUAUGUAUGUUUAUCGAACUAUGCGAAUCGAAUUCUCUUGACGAUCCUAUCGCGAAUUGGAUUUGUCCUUUUGCAAAUCGGCGCUGUGCCAAAGGGCAACCUGAAUUUUAUCCUUUUUAAAAAUAUCCUAGAUAUCUGCUCUACCACAGUAGCUUAUUUUACGAUCGGUUUUCUUUUGAUCUUCGAUGGUGACGCGUACAGCUUUAUCUACGGCGAUCAUUAUCCUUACGAGGAUUCUACGAUAAAGAAGGAAGGAUUCCUGAUCGGUUGGCAAGUCGUAAUGAUCGCGUCGGCUAUUUGUACAACUAGCAUGAUCGAAAAUAGUCACCUUAUAUCUCAUUUCCUGGUAAACGUACUUUUGGCUGGCAUAGUUCAGCCACUCUUAAUACGUUGGACUUGGAUGCCAGAAGGAUGGAUAUCAAAAGGUAGAUUGAAUGACGUCAAUGUCGUUUAUCGCGAUCACGCUGGAUCAGGAAUCGUACACGUUGUCGGAGGACUGUCUGGUUUAAUAGCUCAUUUGAUAUUAUCGAAAAAAAGGAGAACUCUAAAGGCUAACAAUAUCGAUCGAAUGAAUUAUUUUAGUUCGUUUCUUUCGGUUAUCAAUUAUUUGGGAUUAUUCUUGAUCUUCGUCGGCCUGCUGAGUUUUUCUUCGUCACCGAGGGAAGAUAAUAUAUCAAAGACGAUAAACAUCAUUAGUAAUAAUUUAUUAGCAGCAUGUUCUUGUUCAUUCUUUGUCAUAAUCAUACAUAUCACAUUUCAACGAUCUAUCGAUCAUUUGACGACUAUAAGAUGUGCCCAAGGUUUAGUUGCCGGGCCGAUUAUGAUCUCGGCCGCCUCGAACGAAUAUUCUUCUUUGAUGUCCAUUGGAUUAGGUUGUUCAGGAGGAACUAUUAUUUACCUAACAUCUAGAUUUAUCUUUCAUAACGAUUUGGAAAAUCAUUGCAAUGUCAUAGCAACUCAUUUGGUUUGCGGAUUAGUGGCAACCGUCUUGGCACCAGUCUGUAUAUUAGAUAAAGAUUCAAAUAUACGGACUGUCUUAUUAAAUUUUUCCUGGCAAUUAAUUUCUUUAAUUGCUUUGUUGGUAUUAGUGACCAUCGCUUUAACACCAUUAUUUCUAAUUUUAAACGCUUGCGGUCUUGCCAAACACAAUUCGGAAAUUUUCAAAAUAAACGAAUCUGCUACUACGAUUACUCUUGAAAUGAAAAAAGAUUUAUCCGAUAGAAAUAUUGGGUAUAAUAAAAACGAAGAAUCUAUAACAAAUAACGAAAAUGUAUUUUCCUUGGAAUUUUCUGGCGAAAAUAGACAACCCAGAAAUGAAUUAUUACGAUUGGAGGAGGGUCAAUUUAUAAAAGAAAAUUAUUUGAACGGCAAGCUGUCCGUUGUGAAAAACGAAAAAUUGUCUGACCCUUUGCAAUCAUCAGGUCUGCAUCGUCGAGAGGAAGAAUACACAAAUUAAGACAUAUAUAUACACUUCCGGGAUACGGUUUGACGUCUUCACAAAAUCAAUUUACUGUUGGCGACAGGAUCGAUAUGGAUCAUUUCAAUAAUAGAAAAUAUUUUUCCGAAACGAAUUUGCAAAAUUCUAAAGACAAUUUUUAUAUCUAUGAAGAAAUUCAAAGGGAACGGUAUUUAAAUUGUCACGUUGACAUUAAGGAGAACAAUGAUAAUGAUAAUGAUAAUGACAAUGAUAAUGGUAAUGAUAAUGAUAUUAAUAUCAAUGAUAAUUAUCAAUUACGGAGAACUCAAAAAUUCAUGAACUUGCGCGAGGAGUUGGAUAAACAAAUGGAAUACAACGAGUCUCUACAGAGAAAAGAAUUUCUUAUGGACCUGAUCGUAUAAUAUGUAAUUUAUGAAAUGUGAAAGAAAAUAAAUGAAUAUGUUCUUCCGACAUUUUAUGGUAUAUUGUCGAAUUAAAAC
Messenger RNA from Vespula pensylvanica (western yellowjacket), 2032 nucleotides. Its product is annotated as putative ammonium transporter 1. NCBI's taxonomy places the organism in Eukaryota, Metazoa, Arthropoda, Insecta, Hymenoptera, Vespidae. Bases 39 to 1571 code for a protein of 510 amino acids. The record is from RefSeq and is a predicted model, not a curated record. The transcript has 3 exons. Gene Ontology annotation, biological process: ammonium homeostasis; ammonium transmembrane transport. Gene Ontology annotation, cellular component: membrane. Gene Ontology annotation, molecular function: ammonium channel activity.